Messenger RNA from Penicillium arizonense, 1146 nucleotides. RefSeq lists its product as uncharacterized. The transcript has a single exon. The coding region runs from base 1 to 1146 and encodes 381 amino acids. The record is from RefSeq and is a predicted model, not a curated record. NCBI's taxonomy places the organism in Eukaryota, Fungi, Ascomycota, Eurotiomycetes, Eurotiales, Aspergillaceae.
AUGUUCCAUAUUGGCGGGAGUGCCUGUUUUCCUUUCCCGGGGCGCAAAGAUUCGCACAACGCCCUGCCCGCAGCAACGGGAUAUGCUUCGAAACCAGCGAAUAAAAUUAUCAUCCUCGUCAAUUACAACCUGUCCAAGAGCUGGGAUAAUUACUCAGGCGAGCCUACUAUUGAGGCUGGUGCCAAAAAGAUUCACGUGAACCAAACGAACAUUUCCUUCCGAAAAUCCACCGGAUCGAUUUCCUCGAACAUUUGUAAUGGGGUGAACGGACAAUCCCGUCCAAAACAGCAGCUGAACAGGGCGUGCAACCGGCUUAGCAAGGGUUUAAAGUCUACGCCUUCCUUGCCACCUCAACAAAGACUCAACCCAUCUUCACCUGAGUUCCAGUUCGUUGAAGAGCGCUCUUGUGCCAUGGUCACAUCCCAUGCUGCAGCCAUUGGAUUCAUUCCAACGGUGACGACGACGAUCUCAGGGGGGGGUCCAAAACCACAACUGCCGCUAUCGGACACCACAAGGCAUCAGACUGGUGGAUUACGUGCGCCUCUCCAGCAGCAGCACCAGCACCAAAACACUAGGGAUCCAACUGCGGACAUGAUGACCCUUGACCAGCCAAUGAGUCGAUCAAGCAGCACCGACAACACCGCAACGGAGGGGGCUAGCCAGACUCAUAGGGCGCGAGAUACCCUCAAAUUCGAUGCUCAAUCUACGGCAGAGAGCUGUCACAUGUCUCGUACACGCCGCAUUCCUGACGGCACCAAAAUGCCAGUUCGCAAACCUCUUCCAUCUAAGCAGCGUCGUUCGAAGCAGCUGGCGGGCCUAUCUGCUGAACCUAUCGGGCAGCAGGCUACAGCGAAUCGAAUUGCUUUACUAGAUGCCAAAAAGGGUGACCUUCGACGGCGUAGGGUCAACCUAGAGACUGUUAUCUACGAGUUGACCCAGGUCAUCCAACCUGAUGUCAUUUCCUAUGAUGCGGCGGUCAAAGCCGAGGUAAAGAAGGCCGUCUUGAGUAUCGAGAAAGAGAUUGCAGAGAUCAGGUGGAAAGAACAUGAAAUUGGAUUUAAAGUCGCUCGGGCUUGGCAGCGUGCGGAUGAAUCGGAGAACUCGGUUGACAGCAGCUGGUUGUGGGCCAAACGUGUCGCCGGUUAA